This is a messenger RNA of Oldenlandia corymbosa var. corymbosa, 2417 nucleotides long. The record is from the annotation of a GenBank genome assembly. Lineage: Eukaryota; Viridiplantae; Streptophyta; Magnoliopsida; Gentianales; Rubiaceae.
UUUUAUUGAUAUUUUAAUCCACAUUGUCAGAAAACUUCAACACUGCCCAACAAAAAGAGAGCCAGUGUGAAAAAAAAGGCCUUCGAAAAUCCAAAAAAAAAAAAAAAAAAAAACACACACACACACACACUCACACAGUGAUGUAUACAUAGAUUUCUGGAAAGGUCGAUCUUUUCCUUGUGUGGAUAUUUCUUCCUGGUUUGCAGAGUGAGAAAGCUGCAGGAGAAGAGAGAAAGGGCUUCCUGUUUUUUGUGUGUACUUUAAAACCCCUUUCUUGUACUCUGUAAAUUGCCUACCUUUACUGUUAAAUUAGAUUAUUUAAGCUUGGAUUACUGUAGUGCAAGACUGUGCUUUCUUGCCUCAGCUCUCUUUGUUACUCAUCUGUAUUCAUUUGUUAUAUUCAAUAGCAAGUCAUUCUAUUAUAGAGGUGGUGCAGCUAACUGGAAACUUAGGUAGUAAUGGGGUUUAUGUGCGAUUUUUGUGCGGAGCAGAGAUCUGUAGUAUAUUGCCGGUCCGAUGCUGCUUCACUGUGCUUAUCGUGUGACCGGAAUGUCCAUUCUGCAAAUGCGCUUUCGCGACGUCAUUCUAGGACGCUUGUUUGUGAAAGAUGUAAUUCACAACCAGCAUUUGUUCGAUGUAUCGAGGAGAAGAUAUCCCUUUGUCCAAAUUGUGAUUGGAAGGGGCACGGAGGUUCCUCCUCAGGUUCCACCUCUGGUUCCACCCAUAAGAGGCAAGCCGUAAAUUGUUACUCUGGUUGCCCUUCGGCUGCAGAACUGCAAACAAUCUGGUCAUUCUUCUUGGAGAUUCCUUCUGCAGGUGAUCCUGCACAGGAGGUAGUGAUGGGUUCAAUGAGCAUUAAUGAAUGUCCCGGGGAUGAUAACCACAAGGAGCGUAUUCGUGAUGGAUCAUUAAUCGUCUCAAAUGACAUCAAGUUGCAUUCUGCACAUGAGCCUGCUGGAUCAACUUAUGUUCCUUCGCCAAUGGUGUCUUUUUCUGGAGCAAAAGGACCAACGUUGUGUGAAGAUGAUAGCUUUUAUGAGAGUUUCAACAUGGAUGAAGUUGACUUAAGUAUUGAAAACUACAAUGAGAUUUUUGGAGAUGCUUUUGAUAGCUCAGGAAAGCUUUUUGGAAAUGAUGGUAUUGAUGAUAUUUUUGGGAUGGAGAUAUCUGGUGCUGAUUCUAACGGCCAGGAUGCACACGUUACUGAGGUUUUGUCUCUUCAAUUUUCUGAAGGAUCAACUGGAUGUGCUAAGGGCGUACAGCCUGCAUGCAGCACUGCUGCCUCGGGAGACUCCAUGAUGAGCUGUAAGACAGAACCAACCGUAUGUUUUGCAAGUAGCAGGAGUAGUGCUGUAAUGCGUUAUAAAGAAAAGAAAAAGACACGCAAAUUUGAGAAGAAAGUACGGUAUGCUUCUCGGAAGGCAAGAGCUGAUGUUAGAAAGCGUGUAAAGGGACGCUUCGUCAAGGCUGGUGAUGCAUAUGACUAUGACCCUCUGACUCACACUAGAAGCUGCUGAGAGUAAACUUUUUACCAUAAAAUUAUAAGGAAAGACAUGAACUGCAAUUUGCAAAACAUUGACAUUGCAUGAGAAGGUUGAAAUCCCGUGCACUUUCUCCCUUUGCAAUGACAAGAUUUAUGAUCUUAUCUCAGGAGUUCGAACUGUCUUUGAUUGAUGAAAAUGGGAUGAAGAAGAAAGCCUGAUUCUUUGUUUCAUCAGAAAGGACUCGUAAAAGAAAAAGAAGAAUCAUGACAUGAUUGGACUAUAUUUCACAGAGAUCGGUGUCAGCUGUGGAGGAGACAAGGGUAUGAAUUGGUUUAACUUGUUUGGAGAGGGAACCAGCACUUGCCUCAUCCAGCUAUAACUCGUCGACAAGCCUUCUAUUUCACUGGUUUUCUGUACUCUGUCCCUUCUUUUCUCUGAAGACGGGCCUUGUAUAUGUGCAGUACCACAUAUUUGCCCAACAGGUCAUCCAAAAAGUACUCAAUACCUUCCCUUUCUUGAACCUGAUAAGUUAAGUUUGUGCAUUACAUUACAUAGUCGUCAGGAGGCUGAGUUGGUGCCAAGAUGUGGUAUUAGCAUCAGAUGAGGAUGUUGUAUACAGCCAAGGAUCAAGACAUCUUGUACAUAGUUCACUGGAGCAACUUUUAGCAUGCAAUAACCUUGCCUUUGUUCAUUGUUCGCUGGAGCGACGUCUACAUGUAAUAAUCCCUUGCCUAUACAAGGGCGUGUAGUGUGUAGUUGCGUCAUGUAUAUGAGAUUUUACCUUCAUUUCUCUCAUGACUUGGAUAUCUUCUGUAAAGCAUAAUGCGACUAGUCCCAAUGUAAAAAGCUAGCUUUUUGGAUACUCUCUAACCUUUCAUCUUUAUCCUCUCUCAAACUAACCCUCCUGAGAUUUAUUUAUACUGAUUUUACACA